UAUUUGACAAGUGUUCGGAACUGUCAAAUUCGUAAAUAAACAAAGUAGAUGUUCUGAUUGAUUAUUUACAACCAGCAUUUCUUUGUUAAUUAUCAAUUCAUUAUUGAAAGUUUUCACAUGAAUAGUGUAUCAAAGCAAAUAUAGAAAUGAGUUCUAACCCAGAUGAGCAAGAAGCUCAAGGCUGCCUCCAAGCUCUCUCCCUAAAUGAUGAUAAUCCCGAAGAGAAAACAAAAAUUCAUAAAAUUGAUAUAUACUUGAAACCUAUAGCUAAUGCACCCAUUAUGAAAAAGCAAAAAUGGUGUGUAGAUUCAUCGAAACAAAUUAGUUGGAUAUUGUGGUUUGUUGCCAAGUACAUAAAACUAGAACCACAAGAAAAAUUGUUCUUGUAUGUGAAUCAGACAUUUGCCCCUGCACCAGAUCAAAAUCUGAAAAAUCUCUACGAUUGCUAUGCUACCGAAGGAAAACUGGUCCUCCAUUAUUGUAAAACACAAGCUUGGGGUUGAAAUUAUAUUGUAUGUCUUCAAACCAUCAUAUUGUAUUUUAUGUAUAAGUCAUUAGUUUUAUUGAGGGUCAAUAUUUUUUAUAGAGAUUCAUAUUUGGUUUUUGUCAAAAGAAUUAUAAUUUCUUUAUA
This is a messenger RNA of Coccinella septempunctata (seven-spotted ladybird), 631 nucleotides long. It is a transcript of the gene Atg12, whose product is annotated as autophagy protein 12-like. The transcript has 3 exons. NCBI's taxonomy places the organism in Eukaryota, Metazoa, Arthropoda, Insecta, Coleoptera, Coccinellidae. Gene Ontology annotation, biological process: autophagosome assembly; C-terminal protein lipidation; autophagy of mitochondrion. Bases 147 to 503 code for a protein of 118 amino acids. The record is from RefSeq and is a predicted model, not a curated record. Gene Ontology annotation, cellular component: cytoplasm; phagophore assembly site membrane; Atg12-Atg5-Atg16 complex.